AUGGCUAUGGCAGCACUGGAUAUCGACUACUUGUCGGCCUACCUGAGUGUUCCCCAACAGGCCCUCAGUUCUACCCUCGAUUCGCCGACGGCGGAGCUCGUUCGAUCGGUCCUCGAAGCUGUCACUGUAAAGGCGCGCGAGCACGAUGAGUUGGCAGCAGAUAAGUUGCGGGUGGAUAUCGAAUUAGAGAACUCAGUGCGAACAUCAGAGACGCGUAUUGAAGCACUGCGUGCCAAUGUGGAAAAGGCGCAGAAGACUGUUGAAGAGGUCCGCACCAAACUAAAGGAAGAAGAAAACACCAGAUCAUCUCUUGAGAGCGAAUUACAAUCCCUGAAGUCUUCCUCUACGACCUCGACGUCUGAAGUGGAAACUCUACACGCACGAAUCACGUCACUAGAAGCAAAUAAUCGGGAUACACUAUCUGUUUUGGAGUCAAAGACAGCAGCAAACGAUGAACUCGCCAACGACCUACAGAAGCAACAUCAGAAGGGCUUAGAACUUAGUCAACAGAUAUCCACUCUGCAACAAACUGUCCAAAAUGCCAAUUCCGCGGCCUCAAGUGCUAAGUUCCGAGAACAAUCCUUGAAGCAGGAAAUUGAGCUGGCUAAACGUAACAACGAGUGGUUCGAGAACGAGUUGAAAACCAAGAGCGCAGAGGCGUUGAAGUAUCGGAAAGAGAAGGGUGCCCGAAUUGCAGAACUUCAACGUCUGAACGAGGAAGCAAAUUUGAACCUCGAGGCGUUAAAGAAAACGGAGCAAGCCUUGAGAACUCGGGUUGACGAAAUCCAAAAGAAGGCUGAGGAGUCUCUUGGGAAAGUACAACAGCUCCAUGAAGCAGCAGCUAAAUCCGAGGAAGGCUUCCGCCAGGAAUUGGAGAGUGCCCGCAGACUAGCAGAACUCCAGUCCCAGCAAACGGAAACCCACAAAAACCGAUUGAAAGAGGUUGAAGCGAGUCUUGAGAAAGUCAAGGAUGAUGCGGCUGCACAAGUCUCAAGACUUGACCAGUCCUUGGAGGAAGAAAGACAGGAACGAGACCGAGCAGAGCACCGCGUUGCUGAACUGGAGAUCGAAAUCGACCGCCUCGAAGGCUUGCUGUCCGCACCACGCGCCGGAUCUGUCCCAGCAACCCCUCGACAAGGUUUGAACGGCUCCAUGCUUGGUAGAUCUGGUUCGCCUGCCCAAUUUGGAACUCCUGGAUCGGUACGUAAAUCCGUCGUUACUUCAACACAACUCAUCGAGGAAAACCACAAGCUCCAAAUGGAAUACAAAGCCGAAAAACGACGUGGUGACCGCCUGGCUGCAGAGAUGGAGGAGAUGGUGCAGGGCUUGGAAGCGAAGCAACCGGAAAUUGAGGAGAUCCAGGCCGAGAACGGGCGUCUUCAUCAAGAGGUGAUCGCAAUGUCCAAAUUCGUGGACCAGACUGGGAAAGAGAGAGAUCGUGCGAAGAAGGAUGCAAGAAAGGCCGAAACCGAAGCUGCCACUGCCCACGCCGAAGCAAGCAUUCUUCAUCAGCAGCUCCGAGACCUGAGCGCACAACUCAAGAUGUUGCUGUGUGAUAUAGAAGCCCAGAAGCGGGGUUUGGAUGCACUGAGCCCUGCAGAUCGAGCAGAGCUUGAGCGCUUAGCUAGGGGCGAGGUGGAAGAAGGAGCCUUCGACGGUCUUACAGAUACCGACCGGUUUAUCAGCCAAAGACUUACUGUAUUCCGGAGUGUCAGCGAGCUUCAAGAAAAAAACCAGGAGCUUUUGAAGAUCACACGCCAAUUGGGUGCCCAAAUGGAGAGCGAAGAAGCACUCGCAGCAAAACAUCAAGCUGCUCAAGAUCACGAAGAAGUCCAAAAUCUGAAAUCGAAGAUUGAAAAUUACAAGGACGAGCUCCAGUCUAUGAUUACUCGUUCCGAAAGUUACAUCAAGGAGAGAGACAUGUUCCGGCGCAUGCUCCAACACCGAGGACAGCUACCCCCUACAUCGGAUCUUGCAUCUAUCUUUGGCCAAUCAGUAGAUGGUAACCGCAAUAGCCUGAUGCAAUCGACCGAGCAGACUCCAGGUAAUCAAGACAACGUUAGUCUUCUGCGAGAAUUACAGUCUCAUUUCGAUCAAUACAGAGAAGAGCAAACUACUGAUCGCCGCACCAUGAAAGAGCAAUUGGAGAGACUCUCUCAAGAGAAAGGAGCUUUACAGGCCGAAAUUGCCAAGAUAAACAGCCAGCUCACUUUUGCGAAUGAACGCUACGACCUACUCAAUUCAAAUUACACCAUGCUCAAUAACGAGAAUAGCGAAUUGCAAAAGCGGUCACAACUUUUGUCUGAAGCAUCUGCAAAGCAAGACUUGCGUACUCAAUCUGUCGCCGAGGAUCUUGUCGAAGCCAAGGGCUUGGUAGAUAGUAUGAGGAACGAGAAUGCAAAUCUCAAAGCUGAAAAGAAACUUUGGAAAGAUAUCCAGGAUCGUCUUAGUCAGGAUAAUGAAGGAUUGAUGAACGAGCGGUCCAGGCUGAAUACUCUGAUCGCCAACCAGCAAACACUUCAGAAUGAGCGUGAGCUUGCCGACUCCGAGACUCGGCGCCGAUUGACAUCUCAAGUUGAGAGUCUUGAAACUGAAUUGACUGCCACGAAGCGAAAACUCAAUGAUGAGAUCGAGGAGAGCCGAAAAGCCCAACUACGGAAAGAGUACGACGCCCAGCAAACCCAAAAGCGUGUUGAUGAUCUUGCCUCGAGUCUCGGCCAGGUUCGAGAAGAGUUGGUUGCUGCCAAGACUACUCGUGAUCAUUUACAAUCACGGGUUGACGAACUCACGAUCGAGUUGAAGAGCGCCGAGGAGCGUGUAGUACUUCUGCAACCAAAACCAACGCCACGCAACAAUGCUGAAGCAUCUAGUGACUCGACUGGAAACGACGCUGAUGGCGAACUUAAUAGAGAGCAGGAACUCGCCAUCGAGGUGUCAGAACUGAAGAGAGACCUUGAACUUGCAAAAUCCGAGCUUGAGAAUACGAAAAGCCAAAUGGAGCAAUACAAAUCGAUCAGCCAGUCGUCAGAGGAGGAGUUGGCCAGUUUCAAUGCUACUCAAGACCAGUACCGCGAUGAAAUGGACAGCAUUAUCGAGCAGAAGGACGCUAAGAUCCGGGAACUGGAGCAGAGAGUUGACGAUAUUUCAUCGGAGCUCACAAAUACCAACAACGAGCUGACAGCACUCCGAAACGGCCAAUCUGAAGUAGCUAGACAGGCCGAAGAGGAAAAGGCUGCUUUACAAGCAGAGAUUACUCGACUUAAGGACGAGGACGAGAAGCACGCUACCGCAGCUCAGUUUCACCAACAAGAUCUUCGUGCUCAAGCUGCGAUUGCAACAAAAGCCCAACAAGACUAUGAGAAUGAGCUCGUCAAGCACGCAGAGGCUGCAAAGUUACUCCAGGUCCUCCGAGGCGAGUACAAUCAGCUCAAGACAGAUUCUGCUACUUUCAAGGCUGAGGCAGAAUCUGCUAAGGUGACUCUGACUCAAAGCCAAAGCUCUUGGGAAGAGCGGCGUGAUCAGUCUGAGAAAGAGUUGAAAGAGUUGAGAACCCGACGUGAUGAUCUCAAUGCACAAAACAAGCUUCUGCACCAACAGCUGGAGAAUCUGAGUGCUCAAAUCACAGGUCUUCAACAAAGUCGCUCUGUUCUACCCGAAACAAGUCCAGCAAACGCCGAAUCUCCCUUUACGGAUUCAGCUAUUGAUCGUAAUGCGGAUGGUCUACGGGAACUCAACAAUUACUUGAGGCGAGAGAAAGAAAUCGUGGAAGUUCAAUAUGAAUUGAAAAUCCAAGAAGCCAAGCGCCUGCAACAACAGCUUGACUAUGCUCAGUCGCAGCUUGAUGAGAGCCGACUGAAGUUGGAUCAAGAGCGCCGUCAACAUGCCGAUGGUGGUCGUAGCUCUAUCGCCCACAAGGAUCUCAUGGAGAAGUUGAACGAGUUGAACUUGUUCCGUGAAAGUAGCAUCACUCUAAGAAACGAAGCCCGCCAAGCGCAGACCCAGCUAGCCGAAAAAAGUAAGCGAGUCGAGGAUCUGCUCGAACAAAUCCAACCGUUGGAGAGUAAGAUUCGCGAGCUCGAGCAGGGUAAGGAAGCAUCUGAAGGCGAGAUGCGCCUCUUACAAGAGGAUCGUGAUCGAUGGCAGAAACGUACUCAGGACAUCAUCUCCAAAUACGACCGCAUCGACCCCGCGGAGAUGGAACAGCUCAAGGAGACUAUUGAAUCGUUGCGAGCCGAACGCGACUCGUUGGUUGAAGAACAGCAGCCUCUACAGGACAAGAUCCAAACACUUGAGGGCGAAAAGGCCGCUUGGCAGCAAUCUCGUACGAAGUUGAUUGAACAAGCCAAGGAGAGAAACCGAAUCAACUUGAAGGAGAAUAAGGAUCGAACAGCGGAGAGAGACGCAGCUAUUCAAGAGAAGGACACUCUGAAGCAACAGCUUGUAGAGCUUCAGCAGCAGCUUGAGACUGCAGUCCAGGAGAAGGAGGCUGCUGAACAACAACUUACGUCUCUUAAUCAAGAGCUUGAGAUUGUCAAAUCUGAACGGGAUCGUGCUUUGGAAAACGUCUCAGCAGCUUCGCAGCCAGCGAUUACGCAGGCAGUCAUACCACAAGCGGAACCAGCUCAUGACCAGCAGCUUGCAGACCUCCGCAAGGAACUCGAACAAUUAAAGCAAGAGAAACAAGCACUGGAAACCCAACUGAAGACCUUGCGAGAGCAGCUCGAAAAGUCGAAUAAUGAACGGGAUACUGCCAUUGCUGAAGCCGCAGAAGCGAGAUCAAAGGAGAAUGCCUCAACAUCUGAUGGUGCGAUGCGGAAUGGAGCAGAGGAGGGCCAGAUCGACGAAACUCCAGGAACCGGGCUCUCUGACCAAGAGAAAAAGAUACUGGAAGAGCGCAUUUCUGCAGCAGAAGCCAAGAUGAAAGAGGCAGAGGAGAAGGCUGCCAAAAUGGAAGAAGAUAUGGACAACACAGUACGUGUUCGUUCAGAUAGGAUGAAGUCCGCUUUGAACAAGAAAUUGGUUGAGUCAAGAGAAGCCCAAAAGGCUGAGCUUGAGGCCGAGUACAACCUGAAGUUAGAGCAAGAGAAGCAGAUAUGGCUAGCGGAGAAUAAGGUCGCACCUACCAGCACUCCAAUGAAGGCUGCCGCAGAGCCGCCGACAUCAGUCAAUGAUGCACCACUACCUGCCACUCCCGCAACUCCAAAUCAAAAGCCUGAGGGACUGGAUCAAAUAUUGUUGAAUCUCCCGGAGGCUGAAGUUCGUGAGUUCAUCGCGAAGAACCCAACCGCUCAGUCGAUUAUCAAGCACAACAUCAAGAAUUUGGUCAGCAAGGAGGCCCAGAAAUCCAAGGAUGAGCAGGUCAAAGAAACCCAGAAGCUGGUCGACGAGCACGCAAAAGCAUUAGCUGAGGCUUCUAAAAAGGCCGAAGCUGCGAAGACAAAUGCUGUCUUCAUGGAAAGCAGAAAAUCGGCGCUGAAGAUUAACAUGUCAGAAAACAAGGCCCGAACCGCUACAGGGAAGCUAGAGGUUGUUGAACAAGCAGUCCAUGAGACCCCUCAGAAGCCUGUUGUAGAGGUAUGGGAAGACGUAAAGGCAUGGAAGCUUCCACUAGCCCCUACUGCGCCUGGUGCCUCGGCUCCCAUUGCUCCACCUGAAAUCCCAGCCCAGGCAAAUGGAAUUUCCGGUGCCGCUGCUCCACCAUCAGAUGUCAAAUCCGAAGCACCCGCCAAUCAGUCAAUUGCUCAACCCUUGCUACCGACCCAGCCACCCCAACAACGCCGGGCAUCCCAAGCAUUGAAUGCUGCUUUGAGCCAGAAUGGUACAGCAAUUUUGCCUCCCAGUAACAUUCCAAACGCUCCGGUAAACAAUAACCAGCGGGUCUCUUCAAUUCCGACUAUGCGAGGCAAUGCGUCGGUUCGAGGACGUGGGAAUGGAAAUGGGAUUUAUCAAGCACGUGGAGGUGGAGGAGGUGGUGGACAGCCUGGCAGAGGCAGAGGUGGAUCUGCCCAGAGAGGUGGGCUGAAUGCAUCGGCUGCUCCUUAUAGCCCAACAGGUCCAGCAGGCGUUAAGAGAGCUCGGGAGGAGGGAUCUAUGGGCGGACAGCAAGGACACGCUGGAAAGCGACCUCGGGGCGGGGGACAAAACUAG
Molecule: messenger RNA, 6147 nt
Organism: Cadophora gregata
Lineage: Eukaryota; Fungi; Ascomycota; Leotiomycetes; Helotiales; Ploettnerulaceae
Exons: 4
Coding region: 1-6147 (2048 amino acids)
Biological process (GO): protein import into nucleus; mRNA export from nucleus
Cellular component (GO): nuclear pore
Molecular function (GO): structural constituent of nuclear pore
Source: RefSeq, a predicted model, not a curated record